AUAAUAAUAAUAAUGGUGUGUUUUGUUUCUGACAGGAUGGAUGUGAAAUCUCUUCACUGUGUCUCUGGCAGCACUGACGGCGGAGCUUCCAAGCAUCCCAACCAAUCAGAAUGCGUCUCAGAGCAGCCAGUGGCCAAUGGGAGGCUUCCGCAUCACUGCACAGGUCAGGCUCCGCCCCCUGCCUCUGAUAGCCUGCAGGAAGCCGACAGCAGCGAUGAAUCUUUGACCGACACCUUCUCCACCAAGGACGUCUCUCGCCUUCUCCCCACCCCCCACAGACAGAAAGGUGUGGUCAGCUCAUCACAGCCUCCCAUUGGCUGCCCUCCACCCCCCACCUGCAGCCCAGGCACCAAUGAGAAGCGCCUGUCAUCGACCAAGAGCCACGCCUCCUUGAAGACGGACGCAGCCCACAUCAAGGAAGUGGCUGGAAAUGACUGCUGCGUCCACUGUCUGCUGGCCUGCCUGUUCUGUGAGCUGCUGUCCAUGUGCUCGGCGCUGGGGGAGUGUCUGGCCUGCGGCGUGGGCGGAGCCAGUUGCUGCGACGGCGCGGCGUGCUGCUGCUGCGUGGAGGCGGCGUGCACGGAGGAGGCGUGCCAGGCGGUGUUGGACUGCGGGAUGUUGGAAAACUGCUGCGCGUCGUCUGACUGCCUGGAGGUCUGCUUGGAGUGCUGCGCUAUCGUCUUCCCUUCAUAGGGCGGCCAAUCAGGGGAAGACUGGAUGAUGAUGUCAUAGCAAAGGACAGAAACCCUUGGAUUUCCUUGGUUGGUCUGAACGAUCCGCAUCCCGUUUGGAUCUCGGAUCAGCACAAAGGUUCUCCGACCUGGACAUGAAAGAAGAAGCAAGGAGCCGACUGUAGAACAAAUAUUUAUGAAAAAUAUGAAAUAAUUUAAUUAAACAAAAGACAGUUUUAAAAGCUUGUUUUUUUUAUCAUCCAUUUUCUAACAACCUUGUCCCUACUGGGGUCGGGAGGGCUGCUGGUGCCGUUUCGGGCGAGAGGCAGGGUCACCUGGACAGGUCGCCAGUCUGUCGCAGGGGAUUGUUUUUUAUCAGCACUUCUAAAUAAAGUCACUCUGGGGUCAAAAGGUUAAAGACCCAUAUCUCAUAAAUCAAGUUUACAUUAAUUUUGUAUUAUUUGCAUGUGAUCAUGUCCAUCUUCAUGUUAGCAUGUCUUUAUCAAGUUAGCAUGUUGUCAUGUUAGCAUGACAUCGUGUUAGCAUGUAAUUAUGUUAACAUGACAUCGUGUUAGCAUGUAAUUAUGUUAACAUGUCACUAUGUUAGCAUGUCGUCAUGUUAGCAUGUCAUUAUCCACUGCCAUAUAAACAUCAGAAUCAGAAACAUUUAGACCUCCAACCAGAUGUUGGUUGAGAAGACAGAAACCAAAUGGAAGUAAUAAGAAGCAAAUUCUGUUAUGAUGAGAAUUUAUCAGGUUUUCCUCUGGUAGGAACAUC
Poecilia latipinna (sailfin molly) is the source of this 1448-nucleotide messenger RNA. RefSeq lists its product as uncharacterized. The coding region runs from base 13 to 693 and encodes 226 amino acids. The record is from RefSeq and is a predicted model, not a curated record. The transcript has 4 exons. Lineage: Eukaryota; Metazoa; Chordata; Actinopteri; Cyprinodontiformes; Poeciliidae.